Molecule: messenger RNA, 1068 nt
Organism: Limulus polyphemus (Atlantic horseshoe crab)
Lineage: Eukaryota; Metazoa; Arthropoda; Merostomata; Xiphosura; Limulidae
Product: transforming growth factor beta regulator 1-like
Exons: 7
Coding region: 271-1068 (265 amino acids)
Biological process (GO): regulation of cell cycle
Cellular component (GO): nucleus
Source: RefSeq, a predicted model, not a curated record
AGCAUUCCUAACAAAUUUUCAAUAUAAAUUAUCUUUUUACCUGAAAAGUUGCAAAUACUUUUCUGUAUAAAAUUACUUUCUCUUUUGUAACUGAGUGCGGUGUACUAUUACUAGUAUUAGUUGUUGUUUGUUAAUGUUGUUCAUUAUUAUUCAGUACAAAGCUACACAAAGGGCUAUCUCAGUAUCUGUACAGAUAAGGCUGUGGUUCUGACUAACUAAAUUGAAACUGAAGAUCAGGCUUCCUGUAAGAUAACCUAACUAAAAAGAAGAAUGGAGGUUUCGAGUAAAGAUAAAAUCUCCAGUUUUCAGUUGAAUGGAAUAAGAAGUGUUGGUAUUGAUGCCUCAACAAAUGAGCGUUACAGAGUCAAAUGUAAAAAGUUGAAGAAAAUGAUCAAGGGUAUUGUAUAUGAAAAUGCUGCAUUGUGUGAUGAAGUUACUCAAGUCCAAGAGAAGAUUUUAAUAGCUAAAGAAGAUAGAAGGUUUCUUUUGAAGAAAUUGAUGUUGUGCCUAGGAAUAAAAGAGGGUGCUAUGCAAGGAAGCUUGCAGCCCAAUAGUGGCUUGACAGCUUCAUCCCAAGUAUUAACAGCAUCUUCUACACCAUCAUUGUCUCAUAAUGACAGUGGAGACCUGAAAACUAAGAAAAAAAAUCCAGUGAAAAAAAAGACUACCAAAGAUGCAUGUGAAGAUGGUAUAAAAAUAAAACCCAAAAAGAAAAAACCAACAACAGAUCGACCACAAGCACAGGUUCCAUCCAGUAGUGCAGCUCAGCCUAUUUUCCCUGUACUGUUAGGAGACUUAACCGUCUAUUGCCUUGGGGAGAUAAAGUUUGACAGACCUGAAUUUCAGACAGAAAGUUUUGUAUAUCCUGCUGGCUACUGCAGUUCUCGUUCUUAUGCAAGUAUGAAGAAUCCUCAUGUACGCACUUCAUACACUUGCACUGUAACAGAUGAUGGAAAAGCUCCUAAGUUCCAGAUAAUUGCAGAAGAUUUGCCUGAUCAUCCUCUGGUGGGAACAACUCCAAGUGAAUGUCACAACCAACUGCUAAUGGCUAUAAACAAAACAUGGUGA